AAGCUGAAUUCGGUGAGGGUUAUCAUGGAUAGAACGAACCGGCACGGCUGCCGAGGCGCACGUGUGAAGCGGACGACCGUGACAGCAGUCGAGUGUAUGAGUGCUGACGGGCGAUAUCUACAUCCGAUGAUCAUCUGGCCCGCGGCCACCCACCGAGCGAACUGGGUGACUCAUCCUACACCUGGAUGGCAUUAUGCCUACUCCGACAGCGGAUAUACAGACUCAUAUCUCAGCCUGCAGUGGCUCCGUCUGGUGUUUGAUCCGCAAACGAGAGACCGAGCGGGACAGCGACCGCGUGUGCUGAUUUGUGACGGCUUUGGCACCCAUGAAACCCUCGAGGUCCUUGAGUUCGCUCUUCAGCACCAGAUCAUACUUUGCCGCCUGCCUUCCCACACAUCCCAUAAACUGCAGCCAUGUGAUAUCUCCGUCUUCGGUCCACUCAAAGGAGCAUAUCGUGAUCAGGUAGAACGGCUCGAGCGAGGCGGCGUCUGGUCGAUGAUGAGCCAUUGAUCGGGCAAAUUGUCGUCAUCCAUGAGUGUCGUGCCCGGAAUGCGGAGUGGGACAAUCGCGGGAAUUCAUCUCAUGCUCCCCAGGCGUCUUUGCCGUGGAGCGAAAGAGCAGUAUCAUCGUCGCAAAAAAG
Dissoconium aciculare CBS 342.82 is the source of this 640-nucleotide messenger RNA. Its product is annotated as CENP-B protein. The record is from RefSeq and is a predicted model, not a curated record. The coding region runs from base 25 to 510 and encodes 161 amino acids. The transcript has a single exon. NCBI's taxonomy places the organism in Eukaryota, Fungi, Ascomycota, Dothideomycetes, Mycosphaerellales, Dissoconiaceae. Gene Ontology annotation, cellular component: nucleus. Gene Ontology annotation, molecular function: DNA binding.